This is a messenger RNA of Oncorhynchus mykiss (rainbow trout), 1730 nucleotides long. Its product is annotated as START domain-containing protein 10. The record is from RefSeq and is a predicted model, not a curated record. Gene Ontology annotation, molecular function: lipid binding. Lineage: Eukaryota; Metazoa; Chordata; Actinopteri; Salmoniformes; Salmonidae.
AGGAUGUGUGUGUGCACGUAGCCGAGUGGGCGGUUUCACUUCGAUUGUCAAUCUUUUAUCGCUUCUCUGUGUGUCACCAACGCUGUACUCUUUUCUCCACACUGCACCAUCAACCUCGAGGGACCAUAGGGGGGCACACAGCGACGCAGGGGAACUGAAAUGUAAAUGGGCAACGAUUGAUCAUAACCCUCGGACUUGUCAGCCUUUCAUUUCCAGCCGAGUCGCGGUGAGACAGCAGAAACAUAUGGCUCCCUGAAAUAGCUGCUGCCGACCAUAUUGAACUGCAAUUGAUUCACGCCAGAGGGUCAAUAGUGUUAUAAGAUAAAAGCCGGAAAGCUUCCACUCGUGACUAUAGUUUCUAUGAAAUACAUGUUAUUUUUAUACCGGUUUUUGUGCUUUCUUCGUUUUUGUACGCUUUCGGUGAUCCCGCGCAGCUCCCCUUUCUAACACCCAUCAUAACAAGACUCGGUUUAGCUGGUUGCUUGCUCGGCGAUAAAUUAAAUUAGAUGAAUAAUUCACUCAGAGGAUAGAGGAGUGCGUCGUUUAGCCCAGUCACUCUUCACCGGCGCCCGUUCGUCCCAGUUUGCCUCGGGAUUGGGUCUCUUCGCCACCGGGAGUUCCCCUACCUCGGCUCGGUCUCGUCGUUGUUCUUCCCGGUGACCUGCAGAAGAGCGAGCUCGCGCUCCUCGCUAACAGAUCAUGUCGGCGGAGUCUGUGUUGAUCCCGGACGACCGGGCAUUCAGCAACUUCAAGGAGGAGUGCGGGAGCGAGGAGGGCUGGAGUCUGACCUACAACAAAACUGGCAUGACCGUGUGGACCCAGACUAUAGGAGGAGACGAGGAGAAGUCACUCCACAAGAUUAAGUGUCGGAUGGCGUGUAAGGACGUGCCAGCUGAGACCAUGUAUGAUGUUCUUCAUGACAUCGAGUACCGGAGGAAAUGGGACGCAAACGUCAUCGAAACCUUCGAUAUCGGAAAACUCACUGUUAACGCAGACGUGGGCUACUACUCCUGGAAGUGUCCCAAGCCGCUGAGGAACCGUGACGUCAUCACGCUGCGCUCCUGGCUGCCCAUGGGCAGUGAUUACAUCAUCAUCAACUACUCUGUCAAACAUGCAAAAUACCCCCCUAAGAAGGACAUGGUACGAGCGGUGUCCAUCCAGACUGGCUACCUGAUCCAGAGCCAUGGACCGGACCACUGCACUCUUACCUACCUGGCACAUGUGGAUCCAAAAGGUUCACUACCCAAGUGGGUUGUUAACAAGUCUUCCCACUUUCUGGCUCCCAAAGCGAUGAAGAAGAUCAGUAAGGCGUGUCUAAAGUACGGAGAGUGGAAGCAGAGACACAACCCAGGCUUUAAGCCCUGGCUCUACCCUGAGCAGACUACACUUCCCACAAUCCCUGUGUCCGAGCUUAGCAUCCAGCACGCAGACAGCCUGGAGAACAUUGACGAGAGUACACUCAGCGAGAUGCAAACGCGGGAGGAGAGAGACAGCGACUAACAUCACACAUAACACACUCUGUUUUUCCUCUCCAGUCAGUCUCUUUGUCCUGAAUCACUGCCCUUAUUGUUCAUUAUAACAUGUGUCUCUGGAUCACAUUGGCUGUCUCCUGUAAAGAAUCCUGAACACACACACACCGGUCCGCUCUCUGUUCCUCAACACUACAGAUGUAUGAAUGUAUGUAGAGUUCAAUCUUAAAUACAGAUUCCUACAAAGGUUUUCAUAUUUCA